Messenger RNA from Peromyscus californicus insignis, 1415 nucleotides. RefSeq names its product centromere protein O (gene Cenpo). Gene Ontology annotation, cellular component: kinetochore; Mis6-Sim4 complex. The transcript is spliced from 8 exons. The coding region runs from base 199 to 1098 and encodes 299 amino acids. The record is from RefSeq and is a predicted model, not a curated record. Lineage: Eukaryota; Metazoa; Chordata; Mammalia; Rodentia; Cricetidae.
CUGGAUCCUGAAGAGGAAGCAAGACUCGGCGGUAGACGGAGUAGCGGUCCAGCACAGCUCCUUCGGUGUUCGGGUGGGGGGGAAGCCCGGCUGCAUCGGAGUGGCCACGGCGGUGAGGGAAGGGCGUUUGGGUCCAGGUUCAACUUGCCCUGUCCGGCCAGCUUCGUAGGAAAAAGCACUUGAGACGCGAAAGAGGAGAUGGAGUCUGCGAAUACUUUGUGUCAAGGCGGAGAGUGCAAAGGAGGUGUUUUAGCUCACCUGGAAAGACUAGAGGCCCAAACGAAUAGAUCGGAUAGAAAGUCUGAAGAGCCGGCCGUUCCCACCAAGGAACGUUCUCUUAGAGCCAAGAUUCAGGAACUGCGGAGACAGCGAGAUCAGCUGAGGGCUGAAGUGAAGCGACGGCAAGCCGGAGUAAAAGCAUCUUCGGCCAAUGAAGACUUAAACCAAACAGUGGAGAUCAGUGAGCAGGAGCUUCUGGAAAGGCAAUGGGGAAACGUGAAAGCCAUUCUCCAGGCCUAUCGGUUUACAGGGCUCAGCGGGAAGCUGACCAGCCGCGGAGUCUGUGUGUGCAUUAGCACUGCCUUCGAAGGGAACCUCCUGGAGUCCUACUUUGUCGACCUCGUCAUAGGGAAGCCACUCCGGAUACACCACCAUUCCAUCCCAGCCUUCAUCCCUCUAGAAAAGAUAGCCACGGCAUACCUACAGACUGAUAUCCAGCGCUUCCUGUUCAGUCUCUGCGAGUACCUGAACGCCUACUCGGGGAGGAAGUACCAGACAGACCAACUGGAGACUGACUUCAGCGCCUUCCUCACCGGACCUUUGCAGAGAAACGCCCUGUGCAACUUGCUGUCAUUUACCUAUAAAGUGGAUCAGGGGCGCCAGACCUCCUCCUUCAGUGCCAGAUUGCUGUAUGAGGACCUCACAGCAACUCUCCCCACAGACGCCACCGUGACGUGUGCAGCGGCAGAAGCAUCGUCCGCUCGUUGGGAAGAGCUCAGAACGUCCCAUGAAACGCUCUUCCGAGCCAAGCCCCUGCACCAGGUGUUCGCUUCAUUUUCCAAACAAGUUGAAAGGCUGGAUUUGAGCCUAGUCUCCUGAAAAACUGCUAUUGGGGACACCUCCGAAGUGAAUCCGUUCAUGCUGCCUGCAGUCCAGGACCGGUCAGCAAAGCUGUGCAGAGCAGAUGCUUGCCUGGACGCCACCCUUGCCAUGAGACUAGACACCCACUUCGUCGCUUGUUGAGUUCCUGUCUGUGGACACUGGGCGACUUGGACAGUUCUCCUUGAUUGCCUGAGCACUCGAAAUCGCCCCCCUCCCCCUCCCAGGUGACAGGAAAUAUUGCACUUUCUGCUCUCGUGACUAAGGUGACGUGGGUUCCAGAAGAACCAUUCAAGAUUAUCAGGAACGUUGGGGUA